AUGCCAUCUCUCACCGAAACCCGCCAGUACACCUGCCGCUACUGGGCGCUUGGACCUCGCUGCCCCGACGAGACCCGCGCCGGCAAGAUCACCUGCGACUACGCGCACUUCGACACCGGAACCCUGGCUUCGGAUCAGAUGCAGCGCGGCACCUGUCUGACCUGGGCGCAGCGUGGUGUCUGCCAUGGUUUGAACUGUCCGUAUGAGCAUCGGCAGACAGGGGUGACGGGGUUGUUUCAAGGCAGUUUACAGCUGGCGGGAUUGGAGUGCGAGAUCGCGAAUGCUGCAUUCAAUGCUGGGUUCGAUACCAGCGAUCACGAGGCUCUGUUCGCACUCAUCUGGGUUGUCAAGCGCGUCAGCCUGAGGACCAUGCCCAAGGAUCGUUUUAUGCGUCGGCGCCGCCGCCGCCCCCCGCAGCCACCUCACCCUAUCUAUCCGGAUUGCUAUCGCCCUUCAGGAGAAGGUGACGACACCAAGCGCAAGCGAGUCGACGUCGACGAUGAGAAGCCGCCACCAUUCCGUGCAGUUAAGCCUCUCAUGCGUCGUGGUUCCGAGAAGGCCGAUCCCACCAACAUCAUCGACUCCAUCGACGACGUCAAGCCUUCUGCUCCGGCCAACUCCUCCAAGCGUCGCAAGGUCGGUGAUGGUAAGGCUGUUGCUGGCUCGAUGCCCGGUAACGAAAUCGUCGAGGAGCUCCAACAGCUCAAGCAUCGAUUCAUGCUGGCGAGACGCGACAUGGACAAGAGCCAGGUCGACAUGAGGCAGCUAUUCGACAAACACGGCGCCAUGUUCGAUGAUGGUAGGAUCAUGGCUAUUUUGCAGGAUCUGGCGGAGAACUUGAACGGCUGCUUUGACCGUGCCAAGGAUGGAAUGGACAAUGUUGAGCGGGCCAUUGCGUGGUUGGAUGGUAAUGGUGAGAGCCGGAUUGGUGGCAACAGUUGGGCGUAG
Messenger RNA from Cyphellophora europaea CBS 101466, 948 nucleotides. RefSeq lists its product as uncharacterized. The coding region runs from base 1 to 948 and encodes 315 amino acids. The transcript has 3 exons. The record is from RefSeq and is a predicted model, not a curated record. Lineage: Eukaryota; Fungi; Ascomycota; Eurotiomycetes; Chaetothyriales; Cyphellophoraceae.